Messenger RNA from Nelumbo nucifera (sacred lotus), 1311 nucleotides. RefSeq names its product glucuronoxylan 4-O-methyltransferase 1. Gene Ontology annotation, biological process: xylan biosynthetic process. The record is from RefSeq and is a predicted model, not a curated record. NCBI's taxonomy places the organism in Eukaryota, Viridiplantae, Streptophyta, Magnoliopsida, Proteales, Nelumbonaceae.
AUAAAGCCACAUCCACCCCUUAAGUUCAAAACUCAGGAGACCCAAUCUCCUGAACCAAUUUCUCAAUUAAUCUCCAGCUUUCUUCUUCUUCUUCUUCUUCUUCUUCUUCUUCUUCUUCUUCUUCUUCUUCUUCUUCUUCUUCAAACUGAAAUAUAUAAUCAAGAUGAGGUCCAAAACCCAGUCGCCUUUCAACGUUAAGCUCCUCUUGAUUGGUUUCUUCAUUGUUUUUCUCCUCCUUUAUGUACUAAGAUCAUCAUCUUCGUCCAACCAACAAGCUCCCACAGCACAGCCGGAAUCCUCCUCGAAGGAAGAAGUCUCAUCAUCAUCAACCUCCUCCUGCCCGCCUCCUCCCUCCACACCAACCUGCGCCAACAUCCCAGCCUCACUAGCCCAGGCUCUCAUACACUACUCCACCUCAAACAUCACCCCGCAGCAAACCCUGAGAGAGAUCUCCGUCACAUCCCGAAUCUUAGAGAAGAAAUCUCCCUGCAAAUUCUUGGUCUUCGGCCUGGGCCACGACAGCCUCAUGUGGAGCGCGCUCAACCAUGGCGGUCGCACGGUUUUCCUGGAAGAAGACAAGGCAUGGAUCGAGCAAAUCAAGCAGCGGUUCUCCGGCUUAGAAUCGUACCAUGUGGUGUAUGAUACCAAGGUGAGAGAAGCAGAUGAACUGAUGGAGGUGGGGCAAGGAGAAGACUGCACGGCGGUGGGUGACCCAAGAUUUUCCAAGUGCAGGCUCGCGUUGAAGGGUAUCCCAGAUGAGAUUUUCGAGACAGAGUGGGACUUGAUCAUGGUGGAUGCGCCGACGGGAUAUAUCGACGAUGCGCCGGGGAGGAUGAAUGCUAUCUACACAGCGGGGUUGAUGGCUAGGAACAGGGAGGAGGGAGAGACGGAUGUGUUUGUGCAUGACGUGGAUAGGGUGGUGGAGGACAAAUUCUCUAAGGCUUUUCUGUGUGAAGGGUACAUGAGGGAACAGGAAGGAAGGUUGAGGCACUUCACCAUUCCAAGCCACAGAGCCAACCCUGGUAGGCCCUUCUGCCCUCCUUAGCCUCGCCUCGCCUCGCCUCACAAUUUUUUAAUUUCCUCUCUCUUUUUCAUGGUUGGGCAAAUGGGCCGGCCCAUCAUUUGAAGAUAGAUACCUGCUCCUUGGCUCCUUCCUUUCUUUCUUUUUUUAUUUUUUAUUUGGUUAUCUUAUUGUGACGAUGAUUCGUACCUGUAGUGGAUUUUUUUUUGGUUAAUUUCCAUGAGCGAAAUUAUAGAAACGAUUGACUCGGUGAUUCAUAGUAUUCAAUCCUAUCGGAUUCGGGUUUUUUA